AAAGGCUUUGCUUUCCAUUAAAAAAAAAAAAACGAAAUGGAAGCGCAUCCAAACGCGGCCAUGCUGAGAACCCGAACUAUAAUACCUUCUCCUCCACCAUCACUCGCCCUGAGUAAGAGGCUGCCGUCACCGUCACCAUCACCGUUACCGUUACUGUCACCGUCCGUUAUCCUCUCCGAACCCGUGAAACCCUCGUUCCACCGGUUUCCUCUGUUCUCGAAUCCUCACACUCUUCGAACCAUGACGCUCUCCAAGUGUUUCUCUCACUCCGGGCCCAAACCCGAAUCCGAACCCGAACCGGAACCCGAUUCACCUCACACUCUCGUUGUGGUUUCAUUCUACAAGUUCGCGGAUUUCCCCGACCACGCCCUCUUGCGAAAUCCCUUGAAGCAACUGUGCCAACGCCUGCGUGUUUCAGGUGGAAUUAUUCUUGCACCGGAAGGGAUCAAUGGCAGCAUAUGUGGGACUCGGGAGUCAGUGGAGGAAGUUCUUACGUUUGUGGAGAGCGAUGAUCGAUUAAAGGGGCUAAGGCGAGUGGAAUCACCUGUUAGUCCUGAGGAGGAGGCCAUCCAUCAUGGGCACAGUGCCACUUCUCCUCUUGCUGCAGGGGAAGAUGCGCCCUUCCGAUGGGAUCAUGUGAGGGUCAAGUUGAAGAAAGAGAUUGUCACUCUUGGGAUGCCUACUGUGUCGCCUAUUGAAAGGGUUGGAAAGUAUAUUGGCCCAGAAGAGUGGAAUGCUUUGAUUAGCAAUCCAGAUACAGUGGUAAUUGAUGUGCGGAAUAACUAUGAAACCAGAAUAGGAAAAUUUAAAGGAGCAGUUGAUCCUUGUACCACAUCAUUUCGUGAAUUCCCAUCUUGGGUGGAUGAGCAUUUCCAGCUUACUGAAACAGAUGAUAGGGAGCAUCCAAAAGUUGAGGUAAACUCAGUCCAACCUGCUGAAAAAGAAAUGGAUAAUAAAAGACAACAUAUGCCACGUGUUGCAAUGUAUUGCACUGGAGGUAUUCGAUGUGAGAAAGCUACAAGUCUACUUCUCAGCAAAGGUUUCAAAGAGGUUUUUCACCUAGAAGGUGGAAUUCUAAAAUAUCUUGAGGAGGUUCCAGAGACAGAGAGCCUCUGGGAAGGGGAGUGCUUUGUUUUUGACAAACGAGUCUCUGUGGAGCAUGGUUUGGUGCCCGGAAAUUUCAAGCUCUGCUAUGGUUGCAAACAACCUGUGAGUGAUGCUGACAUGGAAGCCCCGGAAUAUGAAUAUGGAGUCUCUUGUCCUCACUGUUUUGCACAGAAAUCAGAUGAAGAGAAGGAAAGGGCUCGAGCUCGACAAAGACAAUUUGAGAGAUGGGGAAUCAUAGGAGGUCCAGAUAAGGGUCGCCGGCCAACUUGUGAACAGGAAAGUACUAAUAGGAAACCAAACCAGCUUUCACGUUCUAUUUAACUAGUCAGAUAUGGAAUGAUGAGAUAACAUCUUCCAUGUUUGUUUUGAACAAAUGUUUGUCCUCUUGUGCUAAAAUACUUGAAUGUGUUAGUCUCUUCUCUUGAAUGUGUUCGGAGUGCACAAAAACUAUAGAUGUACGUUUGUUUCUUACAUAUGAUUUCCAGUCUUACGAUCCAUUUUUGGUUUCUAGUCUCUUGAGAAUGGUCACCACUUUUUGACAUUCAAAUGUGUAAUGUAACAAAGAAUGCUAGAAAUUUUGUUCUUCUGACA
Molecule: messenger RNA, 1698 nt
Organism: Glycine soja
Lineage: Eukaryota; Viridiplantae; Streptophyta; Magnoliopsida; Fabales; Fabaceae
Product: rhodanese-like domain-containing protein 7
Exons: 5
Coding region: 37-1428 (463 amino acids)
Source: RefSeq, a predicted model, not a curated record